This is a messenger RNA of Mya arenaria, 4290 nucleotides long. RefSeq names its product CAP-Gly domain-containing linker protein 2-like. Gene Ontology annotation, molecular function: microtubule plus-end binding. Gene Ontology annotation, biological process: cytoplasmic microtubule organization. NCBI's taxonomy places the organism in Eukaryota, Metazoa, Mollusca, Bivalvia, Myida, Myidae. The transcript has 6 exons. The coding region runs from base 121 to 840 and encodes 239 amino acids. The record is from RefSeq and is a predicted model, not a curated record. Gene Ontology annotation, cellular component: nucleus; cytoplasm; microtubule plus-end.
GUUGGAAACAUGUAAACAAUAAAUUCUUACUUUCUCUACCACAGCUUUGAAUGAAACACGCAUGCCAAUCGCAACUUUAAUUAUUAGACAACACACGCGAGAUUAAAACUUACAUGCACAAUGGUAUUGUUCCACAAUGUGAAUGUGGGGCAGCGUGUUGAGGUCAGCCUUGACUGGGGAACCAUUCGAGGCACGGUCGGGUACAAGGGAUGUCUGACUGGCAAACAAGGAGACUGGGUUGGAGUACUUCUCGAGGAAAGAGUUGGAAACUGCGAUGGUAUGGUGAAUGGGCGCAGGUAUUUCCAGUGUCAAGAUGGCUAUGGUCUGUUUGUCAGGUCAAACAGGCUCCGGUUUAUUCCACUGCAAAGAUGUUUGUACAACAAAUACCACCGAGUCGGCAAUGCUUCAUUUGUGGAGGAACCUCUGUUUGGAAAUUCAGCCAAGCCAGAAGUUGACAACGGUCCAUAUGAUCCAAUAAAGAUCACAUCCAAAUUCCAUGAUCGAAUUUCAACAGGAAGGAGCUAUGAUGAUGCAGCAGACAUUUACAGAACGAGAUACCAUCCUCUUUGUCACCCGAUUUCCCGCACAAUCCCCGCGGCAACAAUGACACGUCCCCGAUCAGUGACCUUGACCUACAGCUCACGACCCGUCCAUGGCGAAUACGAAAUUGAUGACCCUUACAUCACCAGCCCUUCUAUUCCCAAGACGCACAUGCCUUUCUCUGCUCUGAGGAGGCAGAUCUCCCGAGGGUGGGAAAACUCCCACUAUGUGAGGGAAAUGUCUGUUCCCAUUGGGAGAGAUUCUAUGAAGCGUUCCCAGUGGAAUGAUAUUUCUGCUUGAUUUACUUCGAAGAUAUGAACUUAGUGAAAUGAUAUAUAAAUUUCUGCUUAAGUUAUAUUUUUAGCUAAAUAAUUUGCAUACAUGUUUCAAUGCUAUGAGAAUCAUGUUUCGGGCUUGUUACUGCUGAGGCUACUUCUCGUAAUAAAAUUCACCGACCUUAUUUUGCGAAAUUUGAAAUGAAUAAUAGAAAUCCCCCAAAAUAUUUUUUUUAGAACAACUUUUUUUGCAUCUUUGCUAGUCAUUAUUUUUUAUUUUUGGAGAAAAUUGCAAUUUCGUAACUUUUGUACACAAUACUAGAAGCUGUGUUUGCUCAUUCUUAACAUCCGGUGAGCAAGAGAACUUUGAAUACUAUGUCAAAAGUGUUUUUCGUUGUUAAGAUAUUUUUUGUUUUGUAAGAUGCAUUGUAAAAGAGAAAAAAGGAUUAUUGGUAAACCAUUGAUUUUUUGUAUUACUUGAUGUGAACGUGAAUUUCAUAAAAGGAUUGAUUGCAUUUGUUCAUGCUGUAUGAAUGCAGGAGGGCAUGUGAGCUUAUUCCAUGAAGUGCAUCUUGGGAAAUUUGCAAGCAUGCUGACCUGUGUUCAUACUGAAAUAACGCAUGAAAAAAUAUGAUCAGUCAUUUUUCAAAUAGUUGAAUUCAACACAAUUAAAAAUAAGUAGAUUCUUUGGCAUCUGAGUUUUUAUUGUUAAAGAAAGGUUGUUGACAACAUAAUGUACACUUUAGCCAAUCAUUGUUGUGUCACAUAUUAUUGGUUAUAUGAGGUUGUGCCAAUCAUAUCACAAUUUUGGCAUAAACAAUGACGUUGUAACCCCUGGCAUGUUGUCAACAUUGACGUCAGGUUUUCUCUAUACAAAACACUAGGGGAAUGAAAAUAAAUUAUUAAAAAGCAUACUGUCACGAUUUUUCUUUGCACAAGGCAAGAAAAGGACUAGACACAGCUGUAAAUUGUUAGUUUUUAUACAAAUCUGUGAUAGAAAUCUUUUCUGUUCUUAAAACGUCAUGUCUGCUCAGAAACGAAGUCACAAGUUCAGGGUAUACUUGAGUCAUACUGUGAUAGCCAUUAUAUACAUUUUUGGGGCAUAGUUAUCUUUUUGGGUUAACUGUUUAUAUUGUCAAUAAAAUUCUAGUUGUGGCAGAAACUGCAAUAGUUACUACAAUAUACAUGUUACGAGGUAUGUUAAAGUUGGUUCUUAUAUUACACAUUUGAACUAAUGGCUACAUGUAUGUAAUUACAGCAUACAGGUUUAUAUAUUUACAUGUAGACUGUCAAACAAUCUAUCCACUGAUUUAAGUUUAAGAUUUCACAAUGAUCAAGAUUGCCAUAUUGCUAGUCAUGUUUUCUUGAGGCAUGUUCUGCAUUCGCGCUCACUUUUUGUCUCGUGAUGCAACCAUAUGCAACAUACAUUCAUGAUUCCUUUAUUAAAAGAUCAUUUUAACACAUUUUAAUUUUAUAUUGGGCAAAACCUUUAAUCAUUCAAUGACAUUGACAUGAUGUGAUCAAAAGUGCCCCAUUUUAAUACAUUUUAUAGCAUGUUUUGACAUCAUGCAUAAUGUCACUUUGGUUCAUUUUUCCUACAUUCAAAAUGGCUGUGCCCCUAACGAAAAGAAAUACCGUGUUUGUUCAAUGAUGAGAAAGGGCUUAAAGCCCAAAAUUAAAUUUGUUAUAAAUAUGUUUUGCUACCUUAAUUCCGUUUGGAGCAAUAUGAACAAGUUCCUUUUUUGGCUGACUAACAUGACACUAAAACUAAUAAAAACGGGUGAUUUCCACCCUCUGUAAUUAACAUGUUUUUUAAACAAGCCAAUCAAACAGAAUCAAGUCCAUUAACUCAGGUUUUGUUUGUCUACUGUUGCAGUUUUCGUUGGUUUUGUUUGUGUUAAGGGCCGAGUAUAUUCAAAUCGGAGUGAUUCUGCAUUAAUUGAAUAUGAUGGUUGAUUGCCAUUUUACUCAUAUCAUGUCAAUUGGAUGGUGGAUUGACAAUUUGUAUCAUGUCAAUUGAAAGGUGGAUUGACAAUUUGUAUCAUGUCAAUUGGAUGGUGGAUUGACAAUUUGUAUCAUCUCAAUUGGAUGGUGGAUUGACAAUUUGUAUCAUCUCAAUUGGAUGGUGGAUUGACAAUUUGUAUCAUGUCAAUUGGAUGGUGGAUUGACAAUUUGUAUCAUCUCAAUUGGAUGGUGGAUUGACAAUUUGUAUCAUGUCAAUUGGAUGGUGGAUUGACAAUUUGUAUCAUGUCAAUUGAAAGGUGGAUUGACAAUUUGUAUCAUGUCAAUUGGAUGGUGGAUUGACAAUUUGUAUCAUGUCAAUUGGAUGGUGGAUUGACAAUUUGUAUCAUCUCAAUUGGAUGGUGGAUUGACAAUUUAUAUCAUAUUAAUUGGAUGGUGGAUUGACAAUUUAUAUCAUGUUGAUUGGAUGGUGGAUUGACAAUUUAUAUCAUAUCAAUUGGAUGGUGGAUUGACAAUUUAUAUCAUGUCAAUUGGAGGGUUGAUUUACAGCCAGCAUCAUGUUAAUUGGAUGGUGGAUUGACAAUUUAUAUCAUAACAAUUGAAUGGUGGAUUGACAAUUUAUAUCAUAUGAAUUGGAUGGUGGAUUGACAAUUUAUAUCAUGUUAAUUGGAAGGUUGAUUGACAACUCAGAUCAUGUUGAUUAUUGUUCAGAUUCUUGUGCCUUGCCAAGUGUAACAUUGUUUGAAAACCAUGUUUUGAAUUCCUCAUGGAUCUAUUUUAUUUAUUGUUUAUAUUUAUUUUCUAUACAUAUUUUGCUUAGUUGAAGAAGUCAUUGUAAGAACUGACUCCCAGUAUUAAUUUGUCCACUCCUUGUUCUUUUUGUUAACCUUAUUAUUUUCUGUUAUAAAAAGUAGGGAUCUCAUCAAUAUCAUCAAUAUCGAAAAGUCAUUCACCACACAGUAAGAAGUAAGUGAAUGGUUUGAUGUAGGACCAUGAAAUGUUCUUUCUUUUUUGAAUGGUUUUGUUGCUGUUUUUGUUCCCAUAGUUAUAUAGUAAACCCGGUACACUUAUUUAUUUGUGCUUCCUGCAUUUGUUUCUGUGAUAUUUUUUUAAAUAGAAUCAUUAGGCCGGUAAUCAUAAAACAUCUUAAGUCAUUUCCUGACUUAAGUAAAUCAGUGGUCAUAUGAUAUAAUAUUAUAACACCGUCAUAAAAAAACGACUAAAAUCAAAAUUCAUUAUUGUAUGUAAAAUAACCCUCUUUCAAUAGCUUUUGAUAUCACCAUGUAAGUUUUGGAAAAUUGUUUGAGUUAGGAAAUGACUUAAGAUAUAUAAUUAUGUAAACCCGCCCAGAUGUUUUUUCAGCGUUAUGAUGUUGUUUGUAAUUAUUUAUGUUUGUUAUGUUACAAAACCUUUGAGACCUUUAUCUCAUAACCUGUUUCUCACAGAUGAUCCAAAUAUACAAUGUAGAUAUUUUGUUAACAUGUAACCAGUUGUAAUAAACAAUAAAAGCAUU